This is a messenger RNA of Lampris incognitus (smalleye Pacific opah), 2344 nucleotides long. RefSeq names its product RAP1 GTPase activating protein b (gene rap1gapb). Gene Ontology annotation, biological process: regulation of small GTPase mediated signal transduction; activation of GTPase activity. Gene Ontology annotation, cellular component: cytoplasm. Gene Ontology annotation, molecular function: GTPase activator activity. The record is from RefSeq and is a predicted model, not a curated record. NCBI's taxonomy places the organism in Eukaryota, Metazoa, Chordata, Actinopteri, Lampriformes, Lampridae. The transcript has 23 exons. Bases 56 to 2179 code for a protein of 707 amino acids.
GCGACAUCAACUCUCUCCGUCUUGUCAGCUUGAAUGCAUCUUGGCGUGUGGAAAGAUGACAGAGCUCAGGGUGCCUAAGAAUGCCUUAAUGGAUAAGUUGUUCUACAGUUCAACCAGUCAUCCCCUUCUCACGAGACGACGCUACAGCGACACCUCAGACCUGUUUGCCAUGAUCGAAAGGAUGCAGGGUUACAGAAUGGAUGAGCAAAGAUGCCCACUUCCUCCUCCCCUCAAAACAGAGGAAGACUACAUCCCUUACCCCAGCGUUCAUGAGGUUCUGGGCCGCAGCAGUCCUUUUCCCCUCAUCCUGCUACCGCAGUUUGGAGGUUACUGGAUUGAGGGGACCAACCACGAGCCCAAAGGCCCCUCAGAGAAUGACCAGCCACCCUGCCCUGCAUCCCACAUCAAACUGGAGACAAACAGUACUGCGAAGAUCUACAGGAAGCAGUUUAUGGGGAAGGAACACUUUAAUUAUUAUACCAUGGACGCUGCCCUGGGUCACUUGGUCUUCUCUGUGAAGUAUGAUGUCAUCGGGGAUCAGGAGCACCUAUGCUUGAUGCUAAGGACAAAGUUAAAUACGUACCAUGAUGUGAUUCCUAUCUCCUGCCUCACUGAGUUCCCCAAUGUAGUACAGAUGGCCAAGCUUGUUUGUGAAGACAUAAAUGUGGAUAGAUUUUACCCAGUCCUCUACCCCAAGGCAUCUCAGCUCAUUGUCACCUUUGACGAGCAUGUGAUCAGCAACAACUUCAAGUUUGGGGUCAUUUAUCAAAAGUUUGGUCAGACAUCAGAGGAAGAGCUGUUUGGCAACAUGGAAGAAAGUCCAGCAUUUGUUGAAUUCCUGGAAUUUCUGGGCGAGAAGAUUGAGCUCCAUGACUUCAAAGGGUUUCGGGGUGGGCUGGACGUCACCCAUGGGCAGACAGGGACCGAAUCUGUCUACACCAACUUCCACAACAAGGAGAUCAUGUUCCAUGUGUCUACCAAGCUGCCCUUCACAGAAGGAGAUUCACAGCAGCUGCAGAGAAAAAGACACAUAGGCAACGACAUCGUGGCCGUCGUGUUCCAGGAGGAGAACACACCCUUUGUACCAGACAUGAUUGCAUCCAAUUUUCUGCACGCUUACGUGGUGGUACAAGUGGAGAAUGCCUGUUCAGACAAUGUCACAUAUAAGGUUUCGGUGACGGCUCGAGAUGAUGUACCAUUCUUUGGGCCUGCUCUUCCUGACCCCGCCAUCUUCAAAAAGAGCCCCGAGUUCCGCGAGUUCCUCUUCACCAAGCUUAUCAACGCUGAAUACGCCUGCUACAAGGCUGAAAAGUUCGCCAAGCUGGAGGAGCGUACGCGAUCUGCCCUGCUGGAGACCCUUUAUGAAGAGCUCCACAUCAACAGCCAGUCCAUGAUGGGCCUUGGUGGCGAUGAGGACAAAAUGGAGAAUGGCGGAGGCGGGGGAGGGGGUUUCUUUGAAUCCUUUAAGCGGGUGAUCCGCAGCAGAAGCCAGUCAAUGGAUGCCAUGGGCCUCAGUAACAAGAAGUCACACACAGUCUCUACUAGUCACAGUGGCAGCUUUACCCACAAUGCCGCAGAGAGCCCCAAAACCCCAGGGAUAUCACUGAUAAUUCCUGGAAAAAGCCCCACGAGGAAGAAGUCUGGACCUUUCAGUUCACGAAGGAGCAGCGCCAUUGGCAUAGAGAAUAUUCAAGAGGUCCAAGAGAGGAGCCAGGAAGUGUCGCCCAGCACACAGAAGACCCCAGACAGCGGCCACAUCUCUCAUGACCAGAAAUCAGAGAAUUCCUCCAAUCACAGUUCCCCAGAGAUGCAUGCCACAAGAAAUAGGGCUCCCUCCAUCCCAGAAGCUCAGGACCUCUCCCGCUCUUCCUCCAAUGCCAGCAGCUUUGCCAGUGUUGUGGAGGAACAUGAAAAUGAACAGGAGGCCAUAGAGGACUAUGACGCCGGACUGGAAAGUCUAUCUUUUGCUGGGACGCCACACAAGCGGGACUCCUUUGUGUACAGUUCCUGGGUGGAGGACAACGUGUCUGGGACGAGCCAGGGCAGCUCUCCAGCACCUGCUCGUCUUCAUCAGCAACUGGAAGGAGGGAAGGGAGCGGAGGGAAAAGGGACGGGGACAGACAGCCGACCCAAAAUGGAGCGUUCAUCACAGGAGCACAAGUCCUCAUCGACCUGUUAGCCCCUCUCCAUUGAUCACUACAUGGAUGUCCAUUAUCAGCAUUCCCAUAAGAGGCACCUCUUGCAAGAGACGAGACGAGGACAUGUGAGUUCGACCACUGACGCAGAGAAGGAGCAGAGCCAGAGGCCGGGUUAGGGAGGCUGACAGAUGUAUCUCUGAAUUUCC